Molecule: messenger RNA, 1623 nt
Organism: Dalotia coriaria
Lineage: Eukaryota; Metazoa; Arthropoda; Insecta; Coleoptera; Staphylinidae
Product: guanine nucleotide-binding protein G(o) subunit alpha-like
Exons: 5
Coding region: 11-1090 (359 amino acids)
Biological process (GO): Rho protein signal transduction; adenylate cyclase-modulating G protein-coupled receptor signaling pathway
Cellular component (GO): heterotrimeric G-protein complex
Molecular function (GO): G protein-coupled receptor binding; GTPase activity; guanyl nucleotide binding
Source: RefSeq, a predicted model, not a curated record
UGUUGUGGAAAUGGGUGCAUGCCUGACUUUGGAACGGGAUGAGAUUAACGCUCGUCGAAGGAGCGAGGAGAUCGACAAGCAGCUGGAGGAGCACGCCAAAGAGCAGAACAAUGUCAUCAAGAUACUACUCCUGGGUGCUGGGGAGAGUGGCAAAAGCACGCUGGUCAAACAAAUGAAGAUCAUCCAUGCUGAUGGCUUCACACAUGCUGAACUCAGUAGCUUCAGACCUACUGUUUUGGACAAUUUACUAGCAUCUAUGAAGUAUGUGCUGGCAGGCAUGGGCAUUCUUCGUAUAAAUCUCGAGCUUGCCAGGAAUAAAAGGCAUGCUCAGGUUAUUUUGCAAAGCAGAAGCUGCUUUGAUAUGAGUUUCUCUGUUCUGCCAAAUGUUGCUGCUUCCUUGCAAGCAUUGUGGUCAGACAGAGGUGUUAGAUUGGCUGUUGCUAAAGGAUAUGAAUAUGAAUUAAAUGAUUCAGCAUUAUAUCUGUUUGAGAAUAUGGAGAGAAUCUGUGAUCCCAAAUAUGUACCUACCCCCACGGAUGUCCUGAGAGCCCGUGUGCGGACUCAAGGCAUCAUCGAAACCCAAUUUCGCAUCAAUGAAAUGAUCGUCAGUAUGUACGAUGUUGGCGGCCAGCGAUCACAGCGAAGGAAAUGGAUCUACUGCUUUGAUGAUGUGAAAGCUGUCUUGUUUGUUGUUUCCUUAAGUGGUUAUGAUAUGACUCUAUUGGAAGAUGCAAAUGUUAACAGGCUGGUGGAAAGCCUGAAUCUCUUCGGACAGAUAAUAAACAAUCCGUUUUUUAGAGACGCCUCCUUUGUACUGUUCAUGAAUAAGUAUGACUUGUUUCGUGACAAGAUUUUACAUUCCAAUCGCCAUUUACGAAUGUAUUUCCCCGAUUUUAAAGGUCCGGACCGCGAUGUAGAUCGAAGUGCGUUAUUCAUUCAGCACAGGUUCACAUUGCAAAACACGGACUCACGAAAAGUGCUCUACCCGCACUUCACCACCGCCACGGACACUGCCAACGUACAGGUCGUCUUCCAGUCGGUGAUGGAGAUGGUCGUGUCUGAUAAUCUAGGACACGUCACUCUGCUUUAAAUGCUGCUGUUGCCGGAUAAUAGCUUAAUACACUGCCAUUUAGUGAUAGGCUCGCCUAGUUAUAAGACAAUCAUGUAUCGGAAUUGAACUUGAUCUCGACCGUAAAGUUAGCGUUAUCAUAAUCGUCACUUGAAUGAUUGCUGUGUAAAUGGAAUUGUUGCAAUAAUUGAAGGCGCAGUCCAAGUUAGCCGCCGGUGUUUGCCGAGCACUUCGAUGGAUCUCACGUUGCUCGAAACCAAAUUUUUAGGAUCAUUGAGAUUGCGAACUAACGUUUCUGUGAUAGAAUGCGCCUUAUUUACAUUAACAUUUAGAGAUGAUGACAAGAAGUGAAGCAAACACGCAUAUUGAGCGCUUGAUUUGAGACUGUAUUUUGUUUCUCUAGAACGUAAUUACUGACUUUAAUAUUAUGACGUCUUCCAUUUUACCUUUUUCGAAUAAUUUUGAUGCGCAAAAACGUGAUUAAUGAUUCCUCCGGUGUUACACUAAUGAUUUCGUGUAAAAAUAAACGAAUAUUUGGAGUUUCCUAGAAAAAA